GUGUAAAAUUUAUUUUAGAAUGAGUGUCAUAAUAAAAAUUUGUUGUGUCUAUCUUCUUAGUCUAUUUGUUUACAAUGUGUGUAAAGCUGAGGAAAGUGAUAUCUUUUCUAAAAAAUAUAAUAUGAAAUUUGAAGAAAUUUUUGGUAAAGAUUACAAAGAAAAUAUAUUUAGCAAGCCUAAAUCAGUAUCAGAAGAGCUUGACUGUGAAAUUCGAAAGUUAGCAUAUCAAUUUGCUAUGAAGUUGAAUCCUGGGCAAGGUUCACUUACGGAAUUAAGAGCUGUGCAUGAAGCUCUACAGUUAGAAGCUUGUGGCAGUAAAUUUGUAUAUAAAAAUGAAUACAAGCCUUCUGAGCUUGAUCUAAAAGAUGCAUUAAACAUUUUUGUUGAUAAUAUUAAUGGAGAUUUUAUUAGGACCGGAAAAAUUAAUGCUCCUUUUCAAGAUAUUCAAUCAGGUAUAGAUGAGUGUCAGAAACAGCUUAAACUUGGUUUUCCUAACAAGUGUGUUGUCAAUAUAAGAGGUGGAAUGUAUAACAUUUCCUCUCCCUUAUUUGUUACUUCAAGCAAUCUUGUUUUAACAAAUUAUAGAGACGAAGAAGUAAUUGUUACAUCAGAUCUUAAUAUUGAUGUAACUUGGAAAUCAUUCAAAUCAUCAUUAGAUAUUUACAUGAAUGUUAGUCCAAUAUUUGAAAAUCUUGUUCCAAAGCAAAGCACAAAAAGUGUAAUAUACUUAGGAUCUGUUACAGUUUCACAAUGUAGAGAGUUAUGUGAAGAAAAGCCUAUAUGUUCAUCCUUUAUCUUUUUUGAUAACUCAACAAAAGAUUUUGCAAACCAAUGUUAUAUUAGGACAGACGGAAUGUGGAAUACCAAAAAAUUUAAUGGAGUUAUCUCUGGUAAAAAGGUGAACAUUUUUUCUGCUGAUUUAAGUGGUUUUAAUUUGCCUGUCUUCGACCAAAUGUUUUUUGCUGAUCAGCGUUUAGUAAAAGCUCGGUUUCCAAAUGCUAAUCCAGAAAUACAAGGUCUUCAUACUUUUCCCACAGGUUACAUUGAUCAAGCAGCAUCAUGGUUGCCCCCUAAAGUUGCUUCUCCUCCUAUAGAUAUAAAGUUGCAGUCUCCGAAUAGACCUAAUUCUUAUUUUAGCAGCUUUUUUGUUGGUAUUGGUGGAACUGUAUCCCAAUUUGAACCUCCAAGUUCAUAUUGGGGAUCUUCAUCUCCUGUUGCAGGCAGUAUAUACAAUGUUCCCUCAGGAUUGCGAUACUAUAAUGACUCUGAAUUUAAUUCACGUAGCUGGAAGAACCCAAGUACUGGUGUUGUACAUGCUUUUCAUGGAGAUCAUUGGGGAAAUUGGAUGUUUAAAUUGGAUAGUAGAGACCAGGGAAGCCAAACGCUUAAAUGGAGCUGGGGUGGUUUUCAAGAAGCUCGUGGAGAUAGUAAUGGUCGAGAAUGGUAUAUUGAAAAUAUAUUUGAAGAACUGGAUGUUGCUAAUGAAUGGUUUUAUGAUAAAGAAGAAAAAAUUUUAUAUUAUUUUCCAAAUGUGACAGCAAAUGGAGAGUUUAUAUUACCAUCAAAGUUUCAAGUACCACAACUGCCCUCCUUGAUUCGAAUGAUUGGUUCUAAAGAUAAUCCUAUUAUAAAUACUGCUGUUUCUGGUCUUACUUUACUUCAUUCAACUCAAACUUUUAUGGAGCCUUAUCAAGUACCCAGCGGAGGAGAUUGGUCUGUUCAUCCAAAUGGCAUGUUAUUUUUAGAAGGAACCGUAAAUGUUACUAUUAGUAAUUGCAUAUUCAAUUCUCCUGGAGGAAAUGGAAUUUUUGUUAAAGGUUUUCACAGAAAUCUACAAAUUUCUCAAAACACUAUGUUUAACCUUGGUGACAAUGGUAUAGUACUUGUUGGUCAAUCUAAGCUUAUUGAUGGAAGUGAAGGUUAUCACCCUGAUGGUACUAGAAUUUACAAAAAUAUUAUUUAUGAAAUUGGUAUUUGGGGAAAGCAGUCAUAUUCUUUUGUUCAAUCUGUUUCAAGAGGAACAAUAAUUGAUUCAAAUGUAUUUUUUAAUGGUCCACGAGCUGGAAUAAAUAUUAAUGAUGGAUUUGGAGGUGGCAAUAUGAUACAAAACAAUUUGCUUUUCAAUUUUGUCAGAGAAACUGAUGAUCAUGGUCCAAUUAAUACAUGGGAUCGCGUACCAUAUCUUACUCGCAAUGAUGGCCGCUUGUCAAUGGGUGUAAAAUUAAAUCAUAUCUAUAAAAACUUUCUUGUGAAUAAUUACCGAUCAGUAUGGCCUAUUGAUCAUGACGAUGGUUCUAGCUAUUGGUUUGAUAGUUUCAAUUUCUUAGUCUAUGGAGGUUUUAAAGAUUAUCUUGGCCAUGAUCUGCAUUCUCAGAAUAACAUUUAUGUUUAUCCAAAAGAUGGAAAUUGUGUUUUAACUAUCGGCCAAAUUAAAUAUGUUACCGGUUAUAAUGAUACUUUUUCAUCCAACAUCUGCGUCACUCAGAAUACUCAGAUUUCUAAUUUGGGUAGUUGUAACCAAAAGGAUAUCUUCGCGUUAAUUCCUUUGUUUGCAGAAAACAUUUAUUAUACUCCGUCUGGUGCAAUUCAAGUCAAUUGUGGGGGUAGCAUAUGGAAUUUGACUACACUUCAGCAACAAGGAAUGGAAAAAGGAUCUAUAUCACAAAUCCUGCCUUCUGACUUUGAAAUUGUAAAUUGGGGAAAAGAGUUAUUUAGCUUAUAAGUGAUUAUUUUAUGUUUGUACUUUGUAAAUGAUUAUUGUAUAAUAGUUCAAGUUUCUGUUUGAAGUUAUUCACAAAAAGUAUGUUGUUUUUUAAGUCAA
Molecule: messenger RNA, 2821 nt
Organism: Hydra vulgaris (swiftwater hydra)
Lineage: Eukaryota; Metazoa; Cnidaria; Hydrozoa; Anthoathecata; Hydridae
Source: RefSeq, a predicted model, not a curated record